This is a messenger RNA of Ophidiomyces ophidiicola, 7155 nucleotides long. Its product is annotated as class II myosin. Lineage: Eukaryota; Fungi; Ascomycota; Eurotiomycetes; Onygenales; Onygenaceae. The transcript has 5 exons. Gene Ontology annotation, molecular function: ATP binding; cytoskeletal motor activity; actin filament binding. The record is from RefSeq and is a predicted model, not a curated record. Bases 1 to 7155 code for a protein of 2384 amino acids. Gene Ontology annotation, cellular component: myosin complex.
AUGAGACCCACCAGACCUAAGUCCGUUACAUUUGCGUCGCCAGCCCCAGUACAUAACACAAGUCAUGCUCGAACACCGUCCUUUAAUCCACCUGGCUCAAACUUCUUGGUGAACCCCAUCAGUCGGCAGAGGUCCAAUUCGUUUCGCAAUAACAAUACUCCGUCGUCAGGUACAUUCGCACCGCAAUUCAUUAAAUCAGAGGAGCUGCGCAAAGGUGCAGACGAAAUAAGGGGUCAAGAAGGAGACAAUGAUUUUUCAGGGAAAAGAUAUGUAUGGCUAAAGGACUCAGAAAAAGCUUUUAUCCGUGGUUUAAUAGUGGAGGAGUCAGAGGGAGUUCUGCUUGUUCAAUGCGAUGACGGCAGUAGACGCGAGAUUAGUGUUGACAACGUCGACAAAGUCAAUCCUGCUAAAUUCGAUAAGGCAGAUGAUAUGGCUGAGCUCACUCAUCUAAACGAGGCUUCAGUGGUCCAUAAUCUACACAGUCGAUACCAAUCUGACUUAAUAUAUACAUACUCAGGACUGUUCUUGGUGACCGUGAACCCGUACUGCCCGUUGCCAAUAUACUCCAACGAGUACAUCAAAUUAUAUAAAGGACAAAGUCGAGAAGACACGAAGCCGCACAUCUUCGCCAUGGCAGAUCUAGCGUUUCGUAACCUCGUUGAAGAAGGAAAGAACCAGAGCAUCCUUGUCACAGGAGAAUCCGGUGCAGGUAAGACGGAAAAUACAAAAAAGGUCAUUCAGUAUCUGGCAGCAGUUGCUGCUUCGGAUGCCAGGACGAGUUCAAAACAACUGUCGAAUCUCUCACAGCAGGUACUACGCGCAAAUCCAAUUCUCGAAGCUUUUGGGAAUGCUCAAACAGUAAGAAAUAACAAUUCUUCCCGGUUUGGGAAGUUUAUUCGCAUUGAGUUCACUCGCUCUGGCCAAAUUUCGGGCGCGUUUAUAGAUUGGUAUCUUCUUGAAAAGUCUCGUGUUGUCAAGCUGAACUCGCAAGAACGCAGUUAUCACAUCUUUUACCAGCUUCUACAAGGUGCAGAUGAAGUCAUAAAAAAGCAACUGCACCUUACUGGACUAAACCUUGGAGAUUUUGCUUAUAUGCGAGAUGGAAACGAGUCAAUCGUGGGAGUAUCGGACGUUGAUGAAUGGAACACAUUAAUGGAGGCUUUCAGUGUGAUGAACUUCUCCCAAGAUGAUCAAAUAGCAAUCCUGCGUACCGUAGCCGCUGUUAUGCAUCUAGGAAAUAUUACGGUUGGCAAAGAGAGCUCGCGCGCUGACCAGGCAAAGCUUUUGCCAGAUUCGCAAUUAAGCGUGCAGCGUGCCUGCGAUCUUCUUGGUAUACCUGUGGACGCCUUCGUCAAGGGUUUGCUUCAUCCUCGAGUUAAAGCAGGUCGUGAGUGGGUCGAAAAGGUGCAAACACCAGAACAAGUUCGCUUCGCCCUUGAUGCCCUGGCAAAAGGUAUAUAUGAACGCGGGUUCGGUGAUCUUGUUACAAGGAUAAAUCGACAAUUAGAUCGCAGUGGUACCGGUGCAGAUGAUGGUUGCUUUAUCGGUGUUCUUGAUAUUGCUGGGUUCGAAAUUUUCGAGAACAACAGCUUUGAGCAGCUAUGCAUCAACUAUACCAAUGAAAAAUUGCAGCAAUUUUUCAAUCACCACAUGUUCGUAUUGGAGCAAGAAGAAUAUGCCAGGGAGCAAAUUGAAUGGCAAUUCAUCGACUUUGGAAAAGACCUUCAGCCAACGAUCGACCUCAUUGAAUUAUCAAAUCCGAUUGGUAUAUUUUCUUGUUUAGAUGAAGACUCUGUUAUGCCCAAGGCCACAGACAAGUCCUUUACUGAGAAGCUCCAUUCGCUAUGGGAUCGCAAAUCUCAGAAAUAUCGUGCUGCACGGCUGAGUCAAGGCUUCAUUCUUACCCACUAUGCUGCAGAGGUCGAGUACGACACGCAGAACUGGCUGGAGAAAAAUAAGGACCCUCUAAAUGACAACAUAACACGGCUGUUGUCCACCUCCAGCAACAAGCAUACUGCAGGUUUAUUUUCCGACUGUGCCGAUUUGGCUGAUGCUCCCGGGGCUUCGCGAAGCUGUGUAAAGAAGGGGCUGUUUCGUACAGUAGCACAAAGACACAAGGAGCAACUGUCCAGCCUAAUGACCCAACUCCAUUCAACGCACCCGCAUUUCGUUCGGUGUAUAUUGCCAAACCACAAAAAGAAGCCAAAGUUAUUUAACGGUCCUCUUGUUUUAGAUCAGCUUCGCUGCAACGGCGUGCUGGAAGGUAUUAGAAUUGUCCGUACUGGGUUUCCUAAUCGAUUGCCCUUUGCAGAAUUCAGACAUCGUUAUGAAGUUCUUUGUCGCAGCAUGCCGAAAGGUGUCAUGGCAGGCCAGGAAGCUGCAUAUAUGAUUGUUGACAAGCUCGGAGUCGACAAGUCUUUGUACAGAAUUGGCCUCACGAAGAUAUUCUUCAGAGCCGGCGUUCUUGCUGAAUUAGAAGAGCAGCGAGAUACCCUUAUACGGGAUAUUAUGACCAGGUUUCAGUCAAUUGCGCGCGGAUAUGUGCAGAGACAUCUUAUCAACAAGCGUCUCUACAGGGCUGAGGCCACGCGCAUCAUCCAGAAGAAUUUCCAGGUUUACCUGGACCUGAAAUCGUCUCCUUGGUGGACAUUAUUUAUGAACAUGAAGCCGUUGCUGGGCGAAACCCGCACUGCUGGAGAGGUAAAAAAACGGGACGAGAAGAUCCAGCAGCUUGAAGCAAAGGCUCAGCAAGAUCUUGCUGAUAGGCAUAAAUUAGAGGAAGACAGACGGAGGGCGGACGGCGAAGUGCAGCGUAUAAAGAAGACUCUAGAGAGCGAGCGAGCACUAGCAAUAGACAAGGAGGAAAUUUUCAACCGCCUUCAACAACGAGAAAUCGAAUUGGCUGAAAAACUUGCUGGGGCAAUCUCGGACCAGGAGAGUUUAGAGGACCAAGUUGAUGAGCUCAUUGCUGCGAAGAAGAAAGUUGAAGAAGAGUUGGAGCUUCGGAGGUCACAACUUGAGCAGGCAGCACACUUGAUGGGUCGACUUGAAAACGAAAAAAAGGAACUCCAAAGCCGUAUUUCCGACCUCGACGGUCAACUCCAGACCGUGGAAACGACUCAUCAAAAGCGUGAUAGUGAGGUUGAAAAGCUAAAUCAGGACAUAAAGAUGCUCUCGAGCCAUCUCAGUCUUAAGGAUCGGAAAUUGCAGGACUUAGAAGCAAAGGUUCUAAAAUCAGGUGAAGAUUUUGAUAUCCAAUUGACAACGACCACGAGAGAGCUCCAAUUGUCAAAAAAGCAAGUCAAAGAACUUCAGGAUGAGAAUCGUGAGGCCCAAAAACAAAUUUCCAUUCUAUCGUCAACUUCCACCGAUUUUGAGAAAUUAAUUCGCCAGAAAGAAAGUGAACUAUCCAUGUUUCGGGCUGACAUUAAAAAGUAUGAAACCGAGAAGAAAAGCAUCGAAAAGGAGAGAGAUACUCUGGAUACCCGACACCGUGAUAUGCAACAUCGAAUUCACGAUUUGCAAGCACAGAUAGACGCCAUGAAAUCGGAGAACGCCACUUUAGAGCGUGAAGCUGGAGAUGCAAAGAGGCUUCUCGAAGAAAGAGUCUCUGAGGAUGCUCAAUCAGGGCAGGCUAGGAAAAUGUUGGACCAACAAAUCAAAGACUUGAAGGCUCAGUUAUAUCAAGUACAAGCUGAGCUUAGCCGUGAAAGACAGUCUCGAGAUGAUGUGCGCAUGCUUGGAGAGCACAAAUAUACGCAGCUCCAGCAAGAAUUUGACGCGCUCAAUGAAUCGAAGAUAACAAUCGAGAAAGAAAUGUAUAUUCAACAAGAUGCUUUGAGGCGUGCAAAAGAAGCACGCGUUGCCGCAGAGGAGUCUCGAAAGGAACUUCAAACGGAAAUAAUAAAGCUGCGUGAACGAAUUACAAAAGCUGAGAGUGCACGGCUAGAUGCCGAAUUGAUUGCUGAAAAGAAACUAAUGACUCAGGCAAAUGAGAGGGUCACAAGUUUGCGAAAAGAGCUAGAUGCCAAAGUCAAGCAGCUAGAAGAUGCAGACACUGAACGCACGCGCCUAGCUGCCCAGGUACAAAAUUUGAGUAGAAUAAUGGCAGAGUCAGAGGAUUUUAAAAAUCGUAACGAUCAACAUAAGGAGCGCUUGGAGCGAGAAUUGGUGACCGUUAAAGGGAGGCUCACGGCCUCUGAGAAUGAUAACCGAGCUCUUCUAAACAAGAUUCAACAGAAAAAUCUUGACAUCGCACGAUCCAACUCCCGAGCAACCGACACCCAAAGAACUCGCCUGGGUCAGCUUCAAAGCGAAAAGUCUCGACUUGAAGAAACCAACAAACAGCUUAGCCGUCAAGUCGGUGACACUCAAUUAACGAUCACGUCUUUGGAAAAGCAAAAGGAGAAACUCGCCCUAAGCCUCGAAGAUUUGAAUCACGAAGUAGCUCGAGAACACAAAGCAAGCCGCAAUGCAGAGAAAGCUGCAAGCACGGCUAAUAUCCAACUCGCGGAGGCGAAUCGAAGUCUCGAAACUGAGCGUCAACUAAAAACACAGGCCCAAACGAACACUCGAAAGCUGCAAGAAUCUCUUGAUCAAUCACAUAGAGAAAUUCAAGAGUGUCAUCAACAGUUAAUUCUAUUGCAUAAAGUGUUUAACCCAGACAUCACAGAAGUUCCGACCUCAUGGGAGGCUGUCAAGCCAGAGAUGUCGAAGCAAAUCGAUAUGGCAGCAGUGUUAGAGUCAGUUCAAGAGAGACUCCGAGUAAGCGAAGAAAAGUGUGCCAGAGCCGAGGGUCAGCUAGCAGAUAUGCGUCGUCGCCAUGCAGAUGAGGUUACGGAACUUGACGCUCGUUUCAGCUCCUCCAAACGUGCCCUACUAGAAGAGAUUGAUAACAACCAAGUUUCCAAUACGAGAUCACCAGGCCAUUUCCGAAAAAAUUCAGAGCCGUUUAAACGCUUCUCGAAUCCAUCGACUCCAGUUCGCCGAUUCAACGUCAUAGAAACUGCUAAUGAUUCCGGACGAUCUGAUCGAACGGUAGACACGGUUGCUUUUCAGAAACGAAUGGAUCUUGCUGCAGAAGUGGAAAUGCUACAAAAUCAGCUUCAAAUGUCAGAGAUGCAAAACCGACAUCUCAAAAGCCAGCUUGACAGGGCAUCCCCAGCACCGAAUAUUUGGCAUGACGAAAGCCCUUCUGUCCGACGAAUGCAGCUACUUGAAAGAGAAAACGGUCGUCUGCAUGAAAAAUUAGAUGAUUCCGCUAAAAAGGUAUCAGCCCUAGAAAGGACUAUCCAAUCCGGAGAGCUUACCCUCCGUGACGUUCAAGCCAAAUCACAUGAAGAACUUUAUGACUUGUUAAAUUCCCAGGAGAAAUCGAGGAAAUCGUUGCUACAGGUGUAUAAAACGAACGUAGCUGAUCUGGCAGAAGCAAAAGAGCAGUUCGACAAACUUAAGCAUGCGAGAUCAAGCUUGGAGGUUGAGUUAAGAGAUGCCACAUCUGAAUUACAGGAAGUACAACUUUUAAGAGAGCAAGAUGCUGCUAGUCGUAGCCAGUUGCUUCAAGAAUUUUCGGAUCUCCAGAUCCGGUUAGACGCUGAAGGCUCUAAGGUUGUUGACCUGACGGCAAGUUUAGAAUUAUACAAGAGCCGGGCAGAUGAGUAUUUCAACAAACUUGAGCAUGCUGAACUUGCUGUUCUGAAAGCAAACCGAGCUGAGCAAUUCGCAAAAUCCCAGGCUAAAGAGGCCGAAGACACAUGUGCCACCAUCAUGUCUGAGCGGAAACAAAUGGACGCCAUGGUUGAAGACUUACAGCGAGACACUCAGGCUCACGAGGAAAAGAUUGAAGAUCUGUCUGCCGACCUCGCCGCAGCGCUCCAAGCCAAGAGGAGGCUGCAGAACGAAUUAGAAGACUACCGAAGCCAACGGGCGAUGGACAUCGAAGACAAGGAAGCUUCUAUGGAACAGACUCGGAAGAAGUAUCAAAUGGAGUUUUCCACCAUUACAAAUGAGUUGGAAAUCGAAAGGGAGAACGUGCUUCAUAUUCGGGGAGAAAAUACCAGGCUCAGGGAAGAACUGGAUGAUCUCCGAUCAAAAUGGGAUAAUGAAGUCCUUAACAGCUCAACAUGGGCCAAGGAAAAAUCCCGACUGGAAAUGACAUUACAGGACGUCUCUAACUCUCGGGACGAUGCUGCUCGUGCCCACAAUGAUGCUCAGGGCAAAGUUGUGUCACUUCUUUCACAAGUUCGCAAUCUUCGAACUUCCGUGGACGAGAUGACCGCAGAGCGGGACCAGCUUAUCAAAGAGAAGAGGAGUCUUGAAGGGCGCCUUUCUGAAGCUGGAGAACGCCUGGAGGAUCUUGCCAAGGGAGAAAACCCAGCUAUGCGCAAUGCUGCCGAAAUGGAUCGCGAAUUAUUGGAAGUGAAAUCUAAACUUGCACAACAAGAAGAUGUGGUAACUGCAGCUGUGGGUAAAAUGAGGAGAGCAGAAGCCCUAGCAACGGAAAUUCAAAAAGAGAUAGUGGCCGAACGCGAAUCAAGCGCUCAGCUGUUCAAAGAUAAAGCCGCACUGGAGAAGCAGCUGAAGGAAGCACAACUGAGAUGCAUUGACUUGGAGACCAAGGGAUAUUCUUCCGGCAGCCAGGAUGUGCGAUUUCUACAUAAAAGAAUUCAGGAGCUCGAAACACAGCUUGACGACCAGGAGUCGAAGCGUAGCGCUGAGCAACGUUCUGUUCGCAACGUAGAUCGAACAGUCAAGGAUUUGCAGGCCCAAAUUGAACGCCGAGAGAAGAACAACGCGCAGUUAACAGACGAUAUCUCGAAAUCGCGAGACAAGAUAGAGCGCCUCCUUCAAACCAUUGACGAGUUGCAAAGCAGCGAGUCUGCGAACCAGCUGCAGGCUCGCCGUGCUGAGCGUGAACUUAGAGAGGAGAAAGAGAAAUCUCUCCGGUUGGAGAGAGAACUAGAUGGGUGGAAGGCCCUACGAGUAGAGAGGGGGAGCGCCAUUGGACGAACCGGCACUUUUGCUGGGUUGAGUGACAUUGGCAUAGGUGAACGGUUUGGGAGCCGCCGGGGUAGCGGUGUCUUUGUGGGAUCCGGGCCAAAUGGCACAAUUGAAGUUCCUCAAAGAAAAACGAGUAACACGAAGGGUUUCUUGUAA